Molecule: messenger RNA, 1961 nt
Organism: Tripterygium wilfordii
Lineage: Eukaryota; Viridiplantae; Streptophyta; Magnoliopsida; Celastrales; Celastraceae
Product: calcium-dependent protein kinase 7-like
Exons: 9
Coding region: 366-1961 (531 amino acids)
Biological process (GO): peptidyl-serine phosphorylation; protein autophosphorylation; intracellular signal transduction
Cellular component (GO): cytoplasm; nucleus
Molecular function (GO): calcium ion binding; calcium/calmodulin-dependent protein kinase activity; ATP binding
Source: RefSeq, a predicted model, not a curated record
UUGGAUGUUUUGGGAAGAAAACAUACAAAAAGAAAUAAAGAAAGAGAAAAGAAAAGAGACGACAGGCAGAAGGGUUCUUCCUCUGCCUCUCCUACUAACGUUGAAUCCAACAAGAGAGAGAGGGAGAGAGCUAUCACUCUCGCAUUUUCACACGCCUAGGAAUCUUAUUUAUAUUUGUCAUUCACUUUAUCCUUCGCAAUGACAAAGUACAGGCCUUUUGGUUUUUUACAUUGAUUCAAGCUCUGCAUCAACGAAAUCCAUCUGGGUGCCUCCAGAUUUUCUCUCAGGUCCUUGUCUUGAGAAAUAUUUCAGGGAUCCAAGUUACAGCGAAUUUGGAGGAUUUGAAGCCUCUAGGCCUCUGAUUCAUGGGAAUUUGCUGUGCAAAACCUACCUCUGCCUCUGAGAGGCAGAAUGGGAAAAAGAAGGAGAAGGAUAAUCCAUUUUUUGAUGGUAAUUUUGCUGCUACUAAUGGAUCUGGGGGUGUACACAAGCUAUGGGUCUUGAAAGACCCUACUGGCCGUGACAUCUCAGCCCAAUAUGAUCUAGGUCGUGAGGUUGGUCGGGGUGAAUUUGGGAUAACGUAUUUGUGCACUGAUGUAAACACGGGUGAAAAGUAUGCUUGUAAGUUAAUUUCUAAAAAGAAGCUUAGGACUGCAGUGGAUAUUGAAGAUGUCAGGAGGGAGGUAGAAAUUAUGAAACAUUUUCCAAAGCAUGCCAAUAUUGUGUCACUAAAGGAUACUUAUGAAGAUGAUACUGCUGUGCACAUUGUGAUGGAAUUGUGUGAGGGUGGAGAGCUGUUUGACCGGAUUGUUGCAAGGGGCCAUUACACAGAACGUGCCGCUGCUGCAGUUAUGAGGACUAUUGUUGAAGUUGUUCAGAUGUGCCAUAAGCAUGGAGUCAUUCAUCGUGAUCUAAAGCCAGAGAAUUUUCUUUUUGGAAAUAAGAAGGAAACAGCCCCUUUAAAGGCAAUUGAUUUUGGGUUGUCUGUAUUCUUUAAACCAGGUGAGAAAUUCAAUGAAAUUGUGGGAAGUCCUUAUUACAUGGCACCAGAGGUUCUCAAACGUAAUUAUGGCCCUGAGGUUGAUGUCUGGAGUGCUGGAGUUAUCUUAUACAUUUUACUUUGUGGUGUUCCACCGUUCUGGGCAGAAACCGAGCAGGGUGUAGCACAGGCAAUCAUUCGUUCUGUCAUUGAUUUCAAGAGGGACCCAUGGCCAAGAGUAUCUGAUAAUGCCAAGGACCUGGUGAAAAAAAUGCUUGAUCCUGACCCCCAGCGGCGGCUAUCAGCUCAGGAAGUGCUUGACCAUCCUUGGUUACUAAAUGCUAAGAAGGCUCCAAAUGUUUCACUGGGUGAGACUGUGAGAGCAAGGCUCAAACAAUUUUCUGUAAUGAACAAGCUAAAGAAAAGAGCUUUAAGGGUGAUAGCUGAGCAUUUAUCAGUGGAGGAAGUGGCUGGCUUAAAGGAUGCCUUUAAUAUGAUGGACACUGGUAACAAAGGCAUGAUUAACCUUGAGGAGCUUAGGGUUGGGUUACAAAAGCUUGGCCAGCAGAUACCUGAUGCUGAUCUUCAAAUCCUUAUGGAAGCAGCUGAUGUUGAUGGUGAUGGAGCCCUGAAUUAUGGAGAGUUUGUUGCAGUUUCAGUUCACCUAAAGAAGAUGGGCAAUGAUGAGCAUCUACAUAAAGCAUUUUCAUUUUUUGAUCAAAAUGAGAGUGGUUACAUAGAGAUUGACGAGCUCCGAGAUGCUUUGAAUGAUGAAACUGAUACGUCUAGUGAGGAAGUUAUCAAUGCCAUUAUGCAGGAUGUUGACACGGACAAGGAUGGACGCAUUAGUUACGAGGAGUUUGCUUCAAUGAUGAAGGCUGGUACAGACUGGAGGAAAGCAUCUCGGCAAUAUUCACGUGAAAGAUUCAACAGUCUGAGCCUGAAGUUGAUGAGGGACAGCUCGUUACGGGUAGAAUCUUAA